AUCCAAUGGACCUUCACCAGGGACCAGCCUUGGCCAAUGGGUGCGCCUCUCCGCGACGGUAGGAAGCGGCGAGGCGGCUUGGGGGCUGUUGUUCAGUCGGAGUCUGACUGAGGAGGCUCGGUGUCUGUGGCCAGCGAGGCGGUUCAGUGUAUCCUCUGUCGUUCCAGGAAGAGCUAAAGAUGGCUGAAUUUCUAGAUGACCAGGAUACACGACUGUGUGACAACUGCAAAAAAGAAAUUCCGGUGUGUAACUUUACCAUCCAUGAGAUCCAUUGUCAAAGGAACAUUGGUAUAUGUCCUAUCUGCAAGGAACCAUUUCCCAAAUCAGAGAUGGAGAUUCACACAGCUACAGAACACUGUCAGGUGACUUGCAAAUGUAACAAGAAGUUUGAGAAGAUGCAGUUAAAGAAGCAUGAGGAGACUGAGUGUCCUCUGCGGCUUGCUCUCUGCCAGCACUGUGAUUUGGAACUUUCUGUUCUCAAACUGAAGGAACAUGAAGAUUAUUGUGGUGCCCGCACAGAGCUGUGUAGCAACUGUGGGCGCAAUGUCCUUGUGAAGGAUCUAAAGACUCACCCUGAAGUUUGUGGUAGAGGGGAGGAGGAAAAGAGGAAUGAAGGUGCCAUACUUCCUAAUGCAUAUGAUGAGUCUUGGGGUCAAGAUGGAAUUUGGAUUGCAUCCCAGCUCCUCAGACAAAUUGAAGCUCUGGACCCACCCACAAGGCUGCCCCGAAGGCCCCUGAGAGACUUUGAAUCAGACCUUUUCCACAAUAGGACUACCAGCCAAAGGAACAUUGCAGCCCAUUUUCCAGUUCAGAAUAAUCUGUUUGAAGAACAAGAAAGGCAGGAAAGGAGCAGAGGCCGAAAGCCCCCCUCAGAGGGUGGCGAAGAUACUGCAAACUUGGACUUCAUGCUGGCCCUAAGUCUGCAGAAUGAGGGCCAGGCCUCCAGUGUGGCAGAACAGCAGGACUUCUGGAGGGCUGUGCGUGAGGCAGAGCAGUCUCACGGUGGCCCCAGUUCUCUGAGUGACAUAAAGGGUACAGCUGAUGAGACCAUGUUGCCUUGUGAGUUUUGUGAGGAACUCUACCCAGAGGAACUGCUGAUUGACCAUCAGACAAGCUGUAACCCUUCACGUGCCUUACCAUUGCUCAGUACUCCCCUGAGGCGGGUGGAGGAUCCUGAUGUCAUCUUCCAGAGCUUUCUGGAGCGGGCUACAAGUAAUCAGUUGGACUCUUUGAUGGGCCUGAGUGACUCACCCCCUGUGGAAGACAGUGUCAUCAUCCCAUGUGAAUUCUGUGGGGUGCAGCUGGAAGAAGAGGUGCUAUUCCAUCAUCAGGACCAGUGUGACCAACGUCCAGCCACAGCCAACCACAUGAUGGGGGAGAUUCCUCGACAGGAUUCCCAGCCUCACGAGACCUCCCCAGAGCUGCCCAGGAGGCGUGUCAGACACCAGGGAGACCUGUCUUCUGAUUACAUGGAUGCUAUCAAGCAGGAAGCAGCUAAAGGACCUACCUACCCUCUGCCCCCCAGCAGACCCAUUAAUAAUAUGACAACCAGCUGUAACCGACUGUCAAAAUCCACCUCUGCCCCCAGACCUGGGUACCAGCCCAGCCCUCCUCAUGUGCUGAAGCUCAACAACUCAGACAGCCAGGAUAUCCGGGGGCAGAACCUAAGCAGCCGGAAUGGGGCCCUGGCUGCUGGGUCUUCUCCAGUGAUUGACUCUGUGCGCAGCCUGUAUCCGGAAAACCUCAUGCCCUCUUUCCCCCGGGGACCUGCAGGGAGAUACGGAGCUAGUGGUAGGAGCGAAGGUGCCAGGAGCUCCCGAGCCACCCCUGCAGCCACUGACUACCACAGCAGAACUGCAAAGGCCAAGCCCCCGAAGCAGCAGGGAGCUGGGGAUGCAGAGGAGGAAGAGGAGGAGUAAUGGUGUCUAUGGAGACCCCUCACCUGGGUCCCUACCUUCUAUGCAUAGCAGCACUUGCCAUGGGUCAGGCCCCACCUCCCUGGCACUUUGGGCAGGGAGAUUUUCCACAUUUUUAACUUUUUCUAGGUUAUGGCCAUUCUGUGUCUUUUGAGAUUGUGUUGUGAGAGUUUGGGGUUUGAGGGAGGGUUAGCAGGGAGUCGGUUGGGAGCCACGUUUCAGCCUUAGCUGCCACUUUGGGCAGCAGUGAUUACAGAAGUUCUGGCCUCUCCGCCCACUGGGGCUCUACCUUCUGAAAUACCAUCACCACUGCUUCUUGGUGCUUUGUGGUUCUGGUGGAAGGAGAGGAGAGUUCUGGAAUUCUGCAGCGACCAGUGAAGUGAUUGACUUCCCUGUGGGGCGGGCCACUCAGUGGGGCGUCUGGGUGACCUGUCACUGCCCUGCCUGCUUCAGACUGUGGGCCUCCCGUGGGUGGAACAGCUCUGUGAAAGUGCUCGGGCUGGUGGCACUGCUAGGAAGGAGGCCUUUGCAGACAAGUUGACCCAGGAUGUGUGGACUGGGGGUGUGUUUGAAGCUGCUUCCUUGUCGUUUGGCAUCACUCUCUGCUCUUGGUAGGAAUUGUGGCCCCUUUGUCCUCACUGUCCGCUGUGGAGAGGGUAAGGGCUGCCUGUCCCUGCUGGGCCGUGCUGGGCCGCAGCCCCGAGCUUCCUCUGAUAGCCAAAUGUGCGGAGCCUCUUUCCCUUCUUUUUAUUUUACUAUUAUAAUUAUUAUCAACCUCCUUGUAAUAGAAAUAAAAUUUGUACUUGGAGUCCAGCUAA
This is a messenger RNA of Heterocephalus glaber (naked mole-rat), 2734 nucleotides long. RefSeq names its product TRAF-type zinc finger domain containing 1 (gene Trafd1). The record is from RefSeq and is a predicted model, not a curated record. Gene Ontology annotation, cellular component: mitochondrion. Gene Ontology annotation, biological process: negative regulation of innate immune response. Lineage: Eukaryota; Metazoa; Chordata; Mammalia; Rodentia; Bathyergidae.